CCGCCGAUCGACUUGCGGCGUCGCGCUGUAAACGUCGCACUGUGGAGUGUCCUUUGCGGCAGGCGUCUGCGUCUCCCUGAAGCCGGCGGUCGUGAAUUGAGACCGGGGAGCUGACAAGGACGCUUCUGUAGUGCGCCAUGCCUUUCUUCGAUCUGCAGAAGAGGCUGGGCAUCAGCCUAGAUCGGCACUUCGUAUACCAGAGCUCUGAACAGCCCUACAAGAUUCCCUCUCGAUGCCAUGCUUUUGAAAAAGAAUGGAUAGAAUGUUCACAUGGAAUUGGGGCUACCCGGGCUAAAGAAGAGUGCAAGAUAGAAUAUGAAGACUACAAAGAAUGUUACCUUCGGUUCAAAACGUUGGCACGCCUGGAGGAAAUCAGACAACGGCGGAAUAAGCUAAUCAAGGAGGGGAAAUACACCCCUCCACCUCACUUCAUGGGCAAGGGGGAGUCCCGGCCCUGAGCAGAGCAGGUGGAGGCUGCUUGUCAUGCUGCUUUCCACUGGGAAGGAAGUUUAACGAAAGCUUCUUUGUCCAGCAUAUAAAAAUAAAGAAUUACUCGAUUUUA
Molecule: messenger RNA, 562 nt
Organism: Peromyscus californicus insignis
Lineage: Eukaryota; Metazoa; Chordata; Mammalia; Rodentia; Cricetidae
Gene: Ndufs5
Product: NADH:ubiquinone oxidoreductase subunit S5
Exons: 3
Coding region: 138-458 (106 amino acids)
Biological process (GO): mitochondrial respiratory chain complex I assembly
Source: RefSeq, a predicted model, not a curated record